This is a messenger RNA of Chanos chanos (milkfish), 1248 nucleotides long. RefSeq lists its product as uncharacterized. Bases 1 to 1248 code for a protein of 415 amino acids. The record is from RefSeq and is a predicted model, not a curated record. Lineage: Eukaryota; Metazoa; Chordata; Actinopteri; Gonorynchiformes; Chanidae. The transcript has a single exon.
AUGGCUUCUGAACUUGUGAAGAAGACUCAGGGUAUCACCACAGCAAAGGACAUGAGAGAAUCCACUCAGCUCAUAAUGAAACCUUAUGCCAACUGGGAGGAGUACCUCACACCAGUACCACUCUACAUAGCUAUAAUGGGAGAACUUGUCUACAUUUCCUCUAAGACUGAUUUCUCCAUCAACAAAAACCCACCAAAAGGCGGCUACAAGUACAUCAGAUACCCAGAGUCAUUCCGUGCCUGCCUCAUGCAAGUGUGUAACUCUUGCCGGUGUGCUUUUAAUGAAGCUCAUAAGAGUAUGGAUCAGAUCCGCAUUCACACUUCCACUGUGCCAGACUACAUGAAAACUGCAGUGCUGUUUCAGGGAAGUGAUGAGGUCGCAGAACAUUUUUAUGGAGACGAGCUGAAUGAAAUCAAAAAGAGACUGGAAGAGGCCAAAAUGAGGGAGGAAACAUCACGAGAGACCAAUGAAAGAUCUAAGAAAGCAAUGAAGAGAGUGGAGAAGGAAUUAGAAGAAGCAACAGAGAAUGCUCGCUUCCGUAUGGAGCAGACCAGAGCACAACUGGACAAGACAGGAGAGAUAUAUGAGAAGUGUGUGGAGAACAUGGAGAAGAACCAGAAGGAGCUGACUGACAUUUUGGUCACCAUGAGAAACUGCCAGGUCAAGGAGAUUGACUUCAACACCUCCAUAGAAAUGCUUGUCAAAGGUAUGGAUGCCAUGGGUAGAGUGAAGGAACAGUGGGAGAAGAUGGUACACUUCUUUCAGAUGGUGUCCAACAUUGUGACGGUCAGCAUGAGCAAAACUCUCAACAAUUUUGUUACUGCAGCUGAGGAGGUACAGACACUGUCUUAUGAUGCCAAAUUGUUCUCUAAAGACCUGCUCUACAACCAGGCCUUCCAGGCAUCCAACAUCGCCAGUCUUGUUCAUAUGAUCUCAGAUACCUACACUGAGGUGUCCAACAAGUACCUGAUGGACAAUGUGAGUAGUCUGGGCAAACUCAUGGCCAUGGAUAAGAGUAAACCAGAGUUUGAACAAGAGCAUCAACAGCUACAGAAUGGCUGUUAUGAGGCUCAGAGAGGUAUUCUACAACUGGUCAUCAAGAACAAAGAGACCUUUGAGAGAAGACUGGAGAAGAUUGAGGGGGAAUUGAUGGCCAUUCUACCAGCUGCAGCACCUGAAGAAACCAAGGCCAUUAAAGAAGCUGUCCAAGCUGGAAUGAAUGAAGAAGAGGAAGCAAGCUAUUACUGA